Messenger RNA from Suillus discolor, 435 nucleotides. RefSeq lists its product as uncharacterized. Lineage: Eukaryota; Fungi; Basidiomycota; Agaricomycetes; Boletales; Suillaceae. The annotation marks the transcript as partial. The record is from RefSeq and is a predicted model, not a curated record. The transcript has a single exon.
AUGAUAGUACGCUACGUCAACCUGGAGACCAAGAGGUUCUGGGUCACGCUCACCGGAUAUGAGAGCAAGGACUUUACAGUAUUCAAGACAAACAUCCUUGGACAGUACUCUGGAGCGGCGAAAGGAACACGAUGGACCCUCCAUGACUUAGAAAGAGUCAUCCUUAACGUGGUUGAGUCUGAUAUCGAAACUGAAACAGAAUUGCUUCUGUACUAUCACCAGUUUCGCCCCAUAGCUGUAUGGCUAGUAGCUAAUUCGAAGAUAUCAGAACACGAACGAGACCGAUACUUUUGGCAGGGACUUCCUAAGUCUGUACGACUCACCAUAUCCCAGCGACUACAGCACACAGAAACCAACUACUCCCACAAUGAAGCUACUAACUUCGAAAAAGUUGUAGAAGCAGGGCGUUUCGUGCUUUCGGAUGACGCGUUUGAC